Molecule: messenger RNA, 2237 nt
Organism: Vanrija pseudolonga
Lineage: Eukaryota; Fungi; Basidiomycota; Tremellomycetes; Trichosporonales; Trichosporonaceae
Product: Transcriptional regulatory protein moc3
Exons: 9
Coding region: 126-2024 (632 amino acids)
Biological process (GO): positive regulation of transcription by RNA polymerase II
Cellular component (GO): nucleus
Molecular function (GO): DNA-binding transcription factor activity, RNA polymerase II-specific; transcription cis-regulatory region binding; zinc ion binding
Source: RefSeq, a predicted model, not a curated record
CCACAACCCCACCCAACACUCUACAUUUUGGCCUCCAUAGCACCAUCGUACUCCCAUUGCCCCCGACAGCUGUCGACGUUCCCACUGACUGACGGAUUGACACGGCCACGCCACCGACACCAACCAUGUCGACCAGUCCCGAGAUCAUGAUGGAUCCGUUCCUCGCAUUCUUUGGGGGCGGCGCGAAUCCCUUAUCAACUGCAGAGUCGAUUGGGACCACUGCAGCAGAGACGGCAAGCCAAGCCGGCACAGCUACCGCCCCCGAGCCUGGAGGACAGCGCUCGCGUUCUGGAUGCUUCACCUGCCGUCGCCGCAAAGUCAAGUGCGACGAGUCACGGCCGACGUGCGAAAAAUGCCAGGUCGGACAUCGCGAGUGCACCUGGCCGCCAGACGAUCCCGUCCAGCGCCGAAAGAACCGCCCCCGCAAGCCACGGAGUCAUUCGGUCACCGAGCCCGCUAAGCGUCGCUUCAAGCUCAACUUUCACGCCCCAGAGGCCUUUGUCUCGUCGCUCCAUUCCCUGGGAUCCGUCAAGGGCAAGGAGCGCGAGGUCGAGCUCGUUCCCGACCAUGUCCGCGCGCAGAUGAUGAUGGACCCAUCCUUUCUCCAGCCGUACUUCUCAUCCGUAGACGAGCGCUUGGUCAUGCGCCACUACCUCUCGAGAACGGUCCACAUUAUCCUCGCGUUUGAGGCUCCGCAUACCCCGUGGAAUCCGUGGUUGACUGUCCAUGCGCCACUGGCUUUUACACAGCUACCUGGCGUAUCCCCGGCUGCCGAUGCUCUGCGAAUGGCCAUUCUCGCCGUCGGCGCAGUUCACUUGCGCUAUGUCUCAAACCCAGAAGACCAAGAAGGGGCCUGGAGAAUUACCCGUGCGACGCGUCCUCGCAUCCUCGAGCUGGUGCGCUGCGCUCUGGAGGGCCCAGACGGCACACCCAAGAGCAUUGACAAGACCGAGAUGGAGCUCGUCCUCGCAGCUCUCUUGAGUUGCACUAUUGCGAGUUCACUUGCUGCGGAUGACGCUUGGCACUCGCUUCUUACAACGGUGCUGUCGCUUAUCGCCCGCCUGGGAGGUGCACAGGCGCUCCUCGCAGACUCACCGCGCGACCACCUCUCAAUCUCGCGCUUUGUGCUCGAACAACUCGCCAUUCGCGAUGUCUUUGGCUGCAUGACCACCGAGCUGGCUCCGUCGAUCCUUCGAGAUGCGUUCACUCCUUGGUUCUUCGAGGCGGAGAGCUGGUCCAAGAGCGAAAACGAGUGGGAGAGUAUCGAGCGCAUGUUUGGCAUGUCCCGAGGAAUGUGCGACCUCAUCGCGAGGGCUUGCACAGUCGUCUCGCGAGUCCGUGAAGGAGGUUACAUCAUUCACGAGCGCGAACCCGGCACAAACCAUCACAACGCUACAGCGCAGAUGUCGUCGAUGCUACUCAAGCUCCCCCCUCGAGUGACUGCCCGCCUGCCUCAAGGUUCCAUGCGCAGCCCGGGAAAAGAUGGAUCGUGCCCUUCCGACUUUGCGGCGUCGAUCGAUGGAAAGCCCAUGGCCAACGGUCUGAGCGACCGGGCGGAGCUCGAAGAACAGGCGAAUGCGCUGCUUGCGGAGCUCAAGGUCUGGGACAAUGCGUGCAAUUUCACGCCGUUCCACCCUCGCACCCAGUACGGCAACAUUGCUUAUCGCCAUGCCACCAAAAUCCGCCUGCUUCGCAUCGUUUUCCGUGUCCCAAGUACCGACCCCCGCAUCGACAGCGCCGCUCGAGCCAUUAUCGAACUGGCCAAGGAAAUGCUUGCGACGUAUGGACGGAUUACAUGGCUCACGUGGCCGCUUGUGAUUGCUGGUUUCCACAUCCCUAAAGGGGAUCCCGCUCGCCAAUCAACCAUUGAGCUUCUUAGCGAAUUUGGUCCGCACGCCUGCUUCGAUAACCGAGCGGCCAGGCAAAUGAUGGAGACGUUCUGGCGUUAUCACGACGAGGACUUGGAGGACUUGACGCCGUGGGAGGUUGCCAACAGGCUCAACUCGCGUAUUUUCCUUGACUAGAGGCCACGUCGUAGUGAAUGGACCCUAAUUGUGUUGCGCUGUGCAGUGAUUCUGCCCCGAUGUCUGUUUCGAUACCGCGAUAACCGAGUUAUGAAGCAAGGGAGGAAGGACUGAGGAGGUUGGGCACCGUAGCACGAGGGUGGUCACGCCAGGGAUCACGAAGGGCCUGCCGCCAGACGUCGCAAAUAGCUGUUCGCGCUCUGCAAUGCACCG